CUGGCCACGUCAGUUAUUUCUUUUGUAUCCUCUCUCCGUCUCUCGCUCCACUCUCUUUAGUUAUCUCAUCAAAUUAGCCACGUCGACUCCUCAACUUCAAUCACAAUGGGCGACCCCGUAACUGCUCUUCGCAUCUCCGUCCAUCAAGCUCUCGGUGGCGGCACAGUGGCUGAUGUGCUGUUAUGGAAGAGAUGGUAUGCAAGUAUUGGUGUUCUAGUGUCAGCGACAACUCUGUGGAUCUUAUUUGAGAAAUCUGGUUACAAUUUGUUAUCGUUUGUGGCUAACGUCUUGCUCCUUCUUGUUUUUAUUCUCUUCUCUUGGGCUAAAUCUGCUUCCCUUCUCAAUCGGCCAUUACCUCCACUUCCAAAUUUCGAAAUUCCUGAGGAGAUUGUUGCCAAGGCAGCUGGUGUGAUUCAUGUGUACUCCAAUUAUGCAUUGUCGAUUGCACGCCAAAUCGUGAUUGAUAAGAAUUUGAAAGUUUUCCUUCAGCUUGUUUCUGGUUUGUGGGUAGCAUCUUAUAUUGGUAGUCUCUGCAACUUCCUCACUCUUGUCUACCUUGGGGUUCUUCUCAUUCUCUCAGUUCCUUUGGCGUAUGACAAGUAUCAGCACCCCAUUGAUGAAAAGCUAUGUUUAGCCAAUAAAAUAAUUCAAGCACAGUAUAUGAAAAUUGAUGAUGCCAUCUUGAAGAAGAUUCCACUGCCUUCAAACAAAGAAAAGAAGACUCAGUAGGAUUUCAAGUUGCUCGGCAGAAAGUGACUCGUGGCUUAGAGAUGGAUUUCAGCAUAUGAAGCUGUUGAGGGUUUUUUUUUUGCCUUUUUGGUUGGCAUGCUGUCAAUAUUAGUUACAAAAAUUAGCUACUCAUGGUAGCUCUUUAGGAGCAGAACUGACCUUAAUACCUUCUAUGAAGAACAUUAGAUUUUUCAUUAUUUUUUCUCUGCAAGGAGGUCAUUGUAUCCCUCUGGAUCUGCAAUUUUGUCAGUCCUUGCUGCUGUUUUUAUUUUAUACUAUUUCAUUCCCACUGGAUGAUGUUCACCGAUGGCGGAGGAAACUAGCUUUGAUUAAUGAAAGUUUAUCUUUAAACUUUUCUUUGAA
This is a messenger RNA of Populus trichocarpa (black cottonwood), 1092 nucleotides long. RefSeq names its product reticulon-like protein B11. Lineage: Eukaryota; Viridiplantae; Streptophyta; Magnoliopsida; Malpighiales; Salicaceae. The record is from RefSeq and is a predicted model, not a curated record. The coding region runs from base 106 to 729 and encodes 207 amino acids. The transcript is spliced from 6 exons.